Molecule: messenger RNA, 1119 nt
Organism: Entrophospora sp. SA101
Lineage: Eukaryota; Fungi; Glomeromycota; Glomeromycetes; Entrophosporales; Entrophosporaceae
Source: the annotation of a GenBank genome assembly
AUGACUUUAAACGAUACAAAUUAUUUUGAUCCAGCAGAACGUAUUGGAAAAUUUAUUGAUAAUGGGUUAUUAGAACUAACUCAUAUACUUGGAGUAGGUGCAUACGGUGUAGUAUACGGUGCCAGACAUGUCAAAAAUAGACGCCUUUAUGCAGUCAAAUGUAUUCCAAAACAACAACCUCAACAAGAUCAUAUUAACCAUAAUCAUAUUUUGAAACAACAAAAACUUCAAACAGCAGAAAUUAAUUUUCAUUCACAAGUUUCGGGUCACCCAAAUAUAAUUAGACUAGAGAAAGUGGUAGAAACUCAUGACAGUGUAAACAUGAUAAUGGAAUUUUGUCAGGAUGGCGAUUUGUUUUCCAUGAUCACAGAGAAAGGUGGCUAUAUUAACAAUGAUAGGCUUAUUAAAAAAGUUUUUGUCCAAAUUCUUGACGCUGUGAAAUUUAGUCAUCUUCAUGGAAUUUAUCAUCGUGAUUUGAAACCAGAAAAUAUUUUGGUCUUUGAUAAUGGAAAAACCGUCAAGCUUGCUGAUUUUGGCUUGGCUACAAAUGAUUCAUGGUCAAAGGAUUUCGGUUGUGGUUCUACAUUUUAUAUGAGUCCAGAAUGUCAAGGUGGAUUGUACAAACGUGUAAGGGGUUACAAAACUGCUCCAAAUGAUGUUUGGUCUCUGGGUGUAAUUUUAAUCAAUCUUACUUGUGGUCGUAAUCCUUGGAAACAAGCUUGUUUACGUGAUGAAACUUUCUCGGUGUUCUUGAGAGAUCCAGAUUUCCUAAAAACAAUUUUACCAUUGACAAACGAGCUUAACGGAAUCUUGAAAGAAAUUUUUUCAUUGGAUCCUGACAGACGUAUUUCUUUGGAUGAUUUACGUGAUCGUGUACUUGCUUGUCGUAAAUUCACCACUUCAGAAUAUGAUGUGUUCUAUGAUAAGAAUUUACGUAAAUGUGAGAUUGAGAAUCAAAAUAAUCAUAGAGAUGAUUCUUCUUCCUCUUCUAUUGCUUCAAAUUCGUCGUCACUUACGGCCUGUUCUUCGUACUAUUCCUUAUCAGAAAUGGACUUUAACAUUGAGUUUGACUUUUUAGAGUUUUUAAAUUAUUUAAUCCAUCAUAAUUUAAAAAUUUAA